AAUAAAACUGGUUUUUGUAUGUUUUUUUUUUUUUUUUUUUUUUUUUUUGCGUCAUCGUUAUAGCUACAUUUUGAAAGCCUUCUGAGUAAUGAGUUUUAAAGGAUGUACACCCUACUGUCAGGUCUCUACAAGUACAUGUUUCAGAAGGAUGAGUUCUGCAUCCUGAUCCUUGGACUGGACAAUGCAGGAAAAACUACCUUCCUGGAACAAACUAAAACCAAGUUCAGCAAACACUACAAAGGAAUGAGCUUGUCCAAGAUAACAACCACAGUUGGCCUGAACAUUGGCACGAUAGAUGUGGGGAAGGCGCGGCUUAUGUUCUGGGAUCUGGGAGGACAGCAGGAGCUGCAGUCACUGUGGGACAAAUACUACGCAGAAUCUCAUGGAGUGAUCUAUGUAAUCGAUUCUACAGAUGAAGAAAGACAGUCCGAAUCUAAGGAAGCUUUUGAAAAAAUGAUCAGCAGUGAAUCACUGGAAGGAGUACCCCUGCUAGUUCUGGCUAAUAAGCAAGAUGUGGAGAACUGCUUAUCUGUACCUGACAUUAAAACAUCCUUUAGUGACUGCGCUUCUAAAAUUGGAAAGAGGGAUUGUCUCGUUCAGUCCUGUUCAGCACUUACAGGUCAAGGUGUGAACGAAGGGAUUGAAUGGAUGGUAAAGUGUGUGGUUAGAAACAUUCACAGACCCCCCAGGCAGAAGGACAUCACAUAAAACAGCUAUUUGCAGAAAAUAUCUCCUUCUGAUUUGACGCUGUUUCCAACUACUCCAACUGUCUGGUCCAGAAGAUGAUUACAGUUGUCUGCCUGCAA
Molecule: messenger RNA, 806 nt
Organism: Polyodon spathula (Mississippi paddlefish)
Lineage: Eukaryota; Metazoa; Chordata; Actinopteri; Acipenseriformes; Polyodontidae
Product: ADP-ribosylation factor-related protein 1-like
Exons: 8
Coding region: 103-708 (201 amino acids)
Biological process (GO): protein localization to organelle; Golgi to plasma membrane protein transport; intracellular protein transport
Cellular component (GO): Golgi apparatus
Molecular function (GO): GTP binding; GTPase activity
Source: RefSeq, a predicted model, not a curated record